AUAAUUUUGUAUUUAUAAUGAACGCUUUCGACCGAACUGUGGGUUCAUAUAUUGUGUGGGAUCAACUUAUUAGAAUAAAGAGUAUUUAAGUUCGUUUAUGCGCAACAAAAUGCUACUGCAGCCUUGUGUUGUAGUUUUAUCCAGAAUCAAAGUAACUGAGGCACAAGCCACAGACCAUGGCUUGGCUCGUGUCAAAGAUGAGAUCAUCACCGACUGCAGAUGGUCUUCAGCUCGCGGCCACUCAGGUUUCGCGAGCCUCGAGGCAGCGGGACACACAAGGGAAGUCAACCACAAGAGAAGAGGUGCGUCUGUCAACAGUCAGAUGUCGCUGAGACCUCUUAAAAUAGUUCUGCCCAGAAUCAAAGUGGAACCUGGUGAGGAUGUGUUGGAGGGUAACUGCAAGAGAAGAGGUGUGUGUGCUAGUAAUGAGAUGCUGGAAGCACGUGAAAUAAUUAUACCGAGAAUUAAAGUAGAACCUGGUGAAUAUCUGAAGGUGCAAAGAGCGAUUUUUGGUGCUGAUCAUGUCAAGUCGGAAAUUAUUUCUGAUUGUAGACUCUCCUCAACUCCAUGUCAAAUAAAUUUCUCAAUAGUAAAGGAAAAAUCAGAAAAGUACGAUUGCAAAUCUUCAGUUCCUCGUCAAAUACAUCUCACUGAACAAGGGGAAACUGCAGGAAAUUAUGAGUCUCGCUGUAGUCUCUCCCAAGAGCCAGCCACUAGCCUGGUUGCCAACUUCGCAGACGGGGAACAGCUGGUUGGUAGCAGUGAAACGGCACCUAAUGCUGCUGCAGCCAGUAAAGAGCCUCCGUCUGGCGUCACGGCUGCCCGUGUCGAACACGGAGCUGCUGCUACGAGCUGUGACAGCCGUGCUCCCGUGUCAGCACGGCACGAUCGUUGCUCGGGACGUACAGAGGCCGGGGACAACGCUGGAUUGGUGGAUUCCUCUCCCGAGCAGUCACGCGAGCUACAGUUCUCCUGUUCACUUUGUUCCGCUCGGUUCCCUAAGAAGAAGUUGUUGCUACUUCACCGUAGUAAGCAUGAGCGCAAGGCAAGUUUUACAUGCUCUGAAUGCUUAAAAAUAUUCACUUUUAAGGAGAGCUUGAAAAGACACAUUCACUCAUAUUGUGGCAAGAAACGUUUCUCGUGUUCCAUCUGUCCAUCUUUCUUUACUGUGAAAAAUGAAUUGAAACAACAUAUGAGUGUUCAUAUGUGUGAAAAACCUUUCUCAUGUAACGUAUGUGAGGCUAAGUUUAACUCAAUUAGGAAUUUGAAAAGUCAUAUGCGCAUUCAUACCAAUGAUAAACCAUACUCAUGUAGCUUGUGCAAAGCAAAGUUUAAACUUAAAAGUUACCUUAAGAUACAUUCCUCUGUUCAUUCUAGUGAGAAACCAUUUUCAUGUAAUGUAUGCAGUGCUAGGUUUAAAUCUACAAGUUCUUUGCAGGUACACAUCCGCAUUCACACCGGAUAUAAUCCGUUCUCGUGUAACAUAUGUGACGCUAAGUUCAGAAAGAAAGCUCAUCUAAUAUCUCACAUUCAUAUUCACACCGGUGAGAGACCAUUCACAUGUACUGUGUGUGAGGCUAAGUUUAUGACGUACGCUAACCUUCAAAUACACUCCCGCAUUCACACAGGUGAGAAACCAUUCACAUGUAGUGUGUGCAAAGCUAAUUUUAGUCAGAAAAAUAGUUUGAAAAUUCACUUGUGGAUUCACUCAGGUGAGAAACCUUUUUCAUGUAGCUUGUGCAGUUAUAAGUGUAGAACUAAACAAGUCCUGCAGAGACACUUUUACACUCACACAGGUGAGAAACCAUUUUCUUAUAGUAAAUGUAAAGCUAAAUUUAGUCUGAGAAGUAAAAUUAAAACAUGCCCGCAUUCAUGCAACUGAGGGACUAUUUUCUUGUAGUUUUUGUAAAGCUAAAUUUAAUUGGAAAAUUAACUUUAGAAAACAUAUUCAAAUGCACUCACAUUAAUGUCAGUAUGAAACCAUUCAUAAGUAUCAUGUGUGCAGGUAAAUUAAAUUACAAAUUUCUCUUCAGAUACCGGUACACACUUUUGUUCAUUUUUAUUUAGUAAUUUAUUUAUUAUCUUUAACAUGCCAACCUACAGCUGGGGCCCUUUGUUUGAAACACUUGCUUUCAGUCAUACGCAAGCUCAACUAGAAUGGUGAUAUCAAGUACGAGACCAUUCUCGGCAAAGUUGCUAUGCUGGAACAAUUUUUCGUAUACAAUUUCAGUAGUUAUUCUCAUAUAUGGUCGUCAUAUACGAUAGUUCCGGUCUAGGGGGAAAUUGCACAUGUUCAGCAUUGAGGCAUGUUCGGUACUCCUGUUGUUCGGCUAGCCCUGAGAAAUCAAUAGUACCAUCUUGUUUAACAGAAUUAUAGUUAGAUUUUAAAAAGGGGAAAAAAUUUUACCUUUUUUCCCUAAAAUGAAUACUUUUCAUAUUUUUAUGAUCACGUCGACGGGGCUAUGCCCUCGCCCCGCUUCUGCACCCUCUGUUCAAACCUUCUGCCCACGAGUGUGUGUGUGUGAGUGCGUGUGUUUGCCCGCUCUGCAUGUGCCUAGCAUCACUGAAAUAAUAUUUUAUUUAAUAUAAUUUGUAAUUUUACUUAUAUUUUCAUCCCCAAGUGUUCUAUUUUUUAACAGCUUAAGUAAGGACGGAGCAGCGCAAUGCACAAACAUGUCAGAACGCACCCCAUACACGGGCAGUUUAUUUUUGAACUCAAUAAUUAACAAUACAAGUAAAUAUUAUUACUUUGUAAUUGCUCGAGAUGUUCUGUUGUGUUAUCUGUUUUGUCUCGUAAAUAUAGAUGACCUAAGGUAGUUCAACCUUUUCCUGCCGCCGUGACACCCGGAUCACACCCCAGUCUCUCUCAUGCGCUGCCCGGGGAAGGACGCAUCCUACGCACCUCGUGGACUUCACCGUUCUAUUUUGACUGAUCUUCAGCUACCGCCGUCAUUAAUGUCGUUUUAAACCUUUUCCGUUAUCCUUGAGCCGAGUCCCAGGUAGUCGACUGUUUAAUUCAUCAUUUAGGUCCAGAAGGACAUUUUAAAUCAAUGUGACCUAGUCUCUCAAGGGCAGGCCACACAGUGUCCGGGUCCACCCGUGAACCAGUUGAAUUGCUUUAGGCAUCUUUUUGCAGCUCAUCACGUAGCGUUUUGUUUCAUAUAUUGUGUUUGCUGGUGUACGACUCGGCCAGAACGCAACCCGCCAGCCAGAUCUGUGCGGACCACGUGAGACGCUCGGGAGCCCGCCGACGACCGCCGCUCGGCAUUGUGGGAGCGUAGCCGCAGCUCAGAGCUCGUCAAGCCCUGCGCCCACACGGGCCACGUCACAGAGUCCACAGUCCAUAACACGCCUCAUUAGUUAACCACGUAAACCCCCGUGAUGUCUGAGCUUCAUGUUAUAACGUGACAACACAUGAAUUAGCUCGUUACCGAGUUUAGAUUGUACACUUCACUGGUGAGUACUGAAAAACUCUCUCUUUUGACGUGUUUUUUGUCUUAGAAUCAACAACAAGAACUGCACUCUUUUCCAAUAUUUCAAAAGUGCAGGAAUCAGCCCUAUGUUUCAAUGUUACGUGACUUAAGUAUUUUUCCCGUGAACAUGCCCGUAAAUCUAUGUGUACUACUGAGAGUGUGAAUACAGUAAAGUGUAGUAUGUACAUAUAUAUGUACAAACUGUAAUAAUACAAGUUAAGUGUUGGGUUUAUGCACCCAUGGUUAUUACUAAUGGCUUACUUAGCCAUUGAUUGUAAAUGAAACACAUCAAGUGAUUGUGCUGUUCGCACUAUCAUUGAGUAAUCGAUCAUACUGCAAACUGUUUGUGCCAUAACUUUGUUUUAAUGUACUGAAACAAGUUAGAAGGUUCAACAAUGUCUAAUCAGAAGUGUGCAGUUUUACAGACUAUUUGUUUGUAUAGUAGUAUUUAAUUUUUUUGAUAUCGUAAUUAAUAAAUGUUUAUGUAAAAAUAAAUUAUUCAGAAUUAGGAUUAUGUAAUAUGAAAAGAUAAUUGUAGAUCUAAAUGCUAAGUUUUUAAAUUUAACAAGUUUCUUUUUGAAUGAAAGGAAAUAAAACCUGACAAAUUCUACUUCAGAAAGUGUGUUGCAAAAUACUCUUUUAUACAAGUCUAAACAAAGUUGUAAGUCGCUCAAGCAGAUACAGACUGGAAUGUCAACCAAGCCAUCUGGAAGCAUAUGUAUUUGAGAAUGUUGAGUUCUGGAAUGAUUGUUCUGAAUAAAUUCUAAAAUUCAGUAA
This is a messenger RNA of Bacillus rossius redtenbacheri, 4250 nucleotides long. RefSeq names its product gastrula zinc finger protein XlCGF57.1-like. Gene Ontology annotation, biological process: regulation of transcription by RNA polymerase II. Gene Ontology annotation, molecular function: DNA-binding transcription factor activity, RNA polymerase II-specific; RNA polymerase II cis-regulatory region sequence-specific DNA binding. The record is from RefSeq and is a predicted model, not a curated record. Gene Ontology annotation, cellular component: nucleus. NCBI's taxonomy places the organism in Eukaryota, Metazoa, Arthropoda, Insecta, Phasmatodea, Bacillidae. The transcript is spliced from 7 exons. Bases 98 to 1882 code for a protein of 594 amino acids.